AUGUAUGCAAUAUACAUCCAACUAAAAUUGGAGACGGGCUCACGUGCUCAAUUCGAUGUUGUCGUGCCACAGCGUGAAAGUGAAAUUCAGGUGACGUUGACCAUGGAUAAUAAUAAUGGUGCGUCUCUGUCGCCAUAUACACAGCGAUCAAAGAAAGGAAGUGGCGAUUCAACGGCUAAGCUGAUGCUCAGCUCACCGCACUGUGGUGAAGAAGUUGUGAAUAAUAAUGGUUAUGGCGCAGCCAGCGAAAGAACACCGUUGAAGACGCAAUGCGCAGACUGUACAGAAGAAUUGCGGACGACGUCGAUUCAUAAUGGGCAGCACAUUGCUUAG
Molecule: messenger RNA, 333 nt
Organism: Cooperia oncophora
Lineage: Eukaryota; Metazoa; Nematoda; Chromadorea; Rhabditida; Trichostrongylidae
Source: the annotation of a GenBank genome assembly